UCAGACAUACCUCAGAUCUGCAAAGGAAAUCCAGGUCAGAAAUUCAAGGACUCUCCAAGGAAAACAACCUGCAACCUUCAGGACCAGGAACACCAUGUUGACCAGGAAUGUCCCAAGAAGAGCCAGAUGCAGAUCAAAAUAAAGCAAGAUAAUAGGGCUGUGUUGUCUUCUAUACCAGUGGAGAUGAGGGACGAACUGCUGGCCGGUAUAGAAUACAUCAAGACUCUUGCAAACAGAUUCCAGAAUCUGGAUCCUGUCAUGGUUGACUUGUUUGGGGAAAAACUAGCAGAGAGACUUUGUCAAAAAUAUACUGGGCACUGGUAUCCUGAGAAGCCCAUGAAAGGACAAGCCUACAGGUGCAUCAGGAUCAACAGACAUGACAGGGAUGAGAGCAUCUUGGAAGCAUGUGCCCAUAGUGGCCUAAAAUAUCAUGAACUGACCCUGCCCAAGGAGAUGACCGUGUGGAUUGACCCUUAUGAAGUCUCCUGCCGGUUAAGAGAAGAGAGUAAUCCGUACACAGUGGCCAGGUUCGAUCCGAGGACUCCUCACCUUCCAGAUCCUUCUUCUAGAGUUCCCAACUCUAGUUAUGCUGAUUGCUUCACACCCACACCAGAAGAAGACAGUUCAAUAGGCAGCUCAUCACUCCCAUCAUCUCCAAGUCUUAAUGGUGAGGACAGUGACAGUGGGAUAGAUGUCAACUGUGAUAGAACUACUACCCCUCCAAUGUCAUGUAGUCCAACAGAGGAGCACAUCUGGAGGAACCCAGCAGUAAAUCAGGACUCUCCUGACGCCAUAUUCAGAAUGUCGCCCCCUCUCUGGAUUCCACCAUGGAGGGCUCCCCGGUUCUACCACCCAGACCCCCAGCAGUUUCACUGGUUGUAG
Molecule: messenger RNA, 882 nt
Organism: Bufo bufo (common toad)
Lineage: Eukaryota; Metazoa; Chordata; Amphibia; Anura; Bufonidae
Product: protein BTG4-like
Exons: 5
Coding region: 127-882 (251 amino acids)
Biological process (GO): negative regulation of cell population proliferation; negative regulation of mitotic cell cycle
Cellular component (GO): nucleus; cytoplasm
Source: RefSeq, a predicted model, not a curated record